UAAUUUCUCCAAUCGCGUGUCGCCAGGUCGCCGGUCCACAUAAUUUUCUAGUAUUCAAACACGACUCUUUGAAAGAAGCAUUGUAAAAGUUUCAAGAAAAAGGAUUGAAAAAAAAUGGCACUAAAGCUAUUGAUAGCUGUGUCACUGUUGAUAUGUAUGGCUUCGUAUACAGUUGGAUUUAAUGCUGUGAUGUCCAUUGACUUGGGCAGUGAAUAUAUGAAAAUAGCUAUUGUUAAGCCCGGGGUUCCUAUGGAAAUUGUUUUGAAUGAGGAAUCUGACAGAAAGACAUCAACAAUAGUAGCACUAAGAAAUGGGGAAAGAUUUUAUGGAAAAGAGGCAGAGAAUACUGCUGUGAAGUUUCCUAGGAAAGCUUUCUGGUACUUAACCAAUAUAGUAGGAAGAAAGUUUGAUAGUGCUGAUGUUAAGCUUUACAAAGAAAGGUUCCCUUAUUAUGAUUUAGUCAAGGAUGAAGAAAGAGGAACAGUUCUGUUUAAAGUUGAUGAGGAGACUUUCUACAGUCCAGAAGAACUACUGGCAAUGCUGUUAGAAAAAGCCAAAGAAUAUGCAGAAACAUUUACAGAUCAGUCUAUAAAAGACUGUGUGAUAACAGUACCUGCCUAUUUUACACAAGCUGAAAGGAAAAGUAUUCUAUCAGCAGCUGAACUGAUUGAUUUGAAUGUCUUACAACUCCUUAGUGACAAUGCUGCUGUGGCAUUAAACUACGGUGUAUUCAGAAGGAAAGAAUUCAAUGGAACAGUGCAAUAUUACAUGUUUUAUGAUAUGGGAGCUACUAGUACCACAGCUACUAUAGUGGGAUACCAAGUUACAAAAGUGAAAGAAGGAACAAGAUUGGAAUCCAAUCCACAGCUUAUUAUUAAAGGAGUAGGUUUUGACAGAGGACUGGGAGGCACAGAAAUAACAUUGAGAUUAAGGAAACAUUUGGCCAAAGUAUUUAAUGAACAGAAAAAGACGAAAACAGAUGUAUUCACUAAUGAGAGAUCGAUGGGAAAAUUGUUUAAAGAAGCUGAGAAGUUAAAGAAAGUUUUAAGUGCAAACAACGCCCAUUUUGCACAGGUUGAAGGCUUAUUGGAAGAAAUAGACUUCAAAACAAAAGUAACAAGAGAAGAAUUAGAAGAAUUGUCCAAAGAUUUAUUUGAAAAAGUCACACAACCAAUAGAAGAAGCUCUUAAAGUUUCACAAAUAACUUUGGGAGAAAUCAAAGAUGUUAUAUUAAUGGGAGGUGGAACCAGAAUUCCAAAAGUACAAGAAAUACUAAAAAAAUAUCUCGGAAGAUCAGAACUAGGAAAGAGUAUCAACACAGAUGAAGCUGCUGCAAUGGGUGCUGUUUACCAAGCUGCAUAUCUAGGAAAAGGAUUCAAAGUCAAAACAUUUGGUGUGAAGGAAGCUAGUAUUUAUCCUAUAACUGUUGAAUUUGAGAAGCACAAACUUGCAGAAGAUGGCAGUGAUAGUAAAAGGGUAGUUAAGAGAACAUUGUUUAACAGAAUGAACCCUUACCCACAGAAAAAGGUCAUGACCUUCAGCAAACAUUUAAAAGACUUUGAUUUCAAUGUCAGUUAUGGUGAUCUUGAUUUCCUAUCAGACUUUGACAAAAGUUCAUUCCAAGAUCCAUCCCUUGCUAAGUUUAAACUAUCAGGAGUAGGAGAUGCCUUCACCAAACAUAAGGAAUCUGGUGAUAGUAAAGGAGUAAAAGCACAUUUCAGACUGGAUGAAAGUGGAAUACUUCACUUGGAUCAGGUAGAAGUUGUGUUUGAAAAGGAAGAAGAAAAAGAAGAAUCCACAUGGUCAAAAUUAGGAAAUACUCUGGGUGGACUAUUUGGUGGUAAAAAGGAGGAAGGAGAGACGAUAGAAGAGACAGGAGAAAAACCAGUUGAGGGUGAAAAUUCUGAUAAAGAGGCUGAAAGUGAGGAAGCAAAACCAGAUCAAACUGAAUCCAACCAGGAAAAACAGGAGGAGAAAAAACAAAGAGAAAAUGGAGAUAAAGACAAAAAAGAGAAACAAUCUGAGGUACCAGCAGAUGAGGAGGAUAAAAGUAAUAAAAAAUCAGACAAGACAGAAGAGAAAACAGAUGAAACAAAGAAAGAAAAGACAGAGAAAGGGAAAGAAGAAGAAAAAAGUGAAAACAAGACUGAUGAUGCCACCGAUAAACUUAAUGGAACUGAUUCUCAAAAUAAAACUGAAGCUGAUUUAAAGGAGAAAAAGCCAAAUGUAACAGUUGUCAGGGAGAAAAUAGAUACAAAGAUAGAAUCUUUUGAUAUCCCAGAAGUGAACAAAGACUUAAUGAAAGUUAUGAGGAAAAAAUUAGCAGAAUUAACUGCAAAAGACAAAGAAAAGAAACUUUUAGAGAAGUCAAAGAAUGAUUUGGAAGCAUUUAUAUUUGAUAUGAAUGACAAGUUAACACAAGAAGUGUAUGAAAAAUGUUCAACAGAAGCUGAAAGAGAAAAGCUUAGUAAACUUAUGUCUGAGGCGUCUGACUGGAUGUAUGAUCAGGAGGAAGAUGCCAAAGCUGAGAUUUAUCAAGACAAGUUGAAAUCCUUAAAAAAAGAAAUCAAAGAAUUGAAGGCCCGUGUGUAUGAAUUCGAAGAAAGACCAAAGGCUUUAAAGGCUUUGAAAGAUAUGUUGAAUCAUACUAAAUAUUUCCUGAAGUCCGUUAAAAACUUUACUGUUGUUGAAGAAGACCGAAUAUUUACCGAUGUAGAAAUUACAACUUUAGAAAAACUGAUAACAGAUACAAAGAAAUGGAGAGAUGAUAUGGUAGAAGAACAGAAGAAAACACCAGAUUCAGAAAAACCUAAACUAUUAGUGGAAGAUGUAGCAUUAAAAUUACAAGCAUUAGAUAGAGAAGUCAAAUAUUUAAUUAAUAAAGCAAAAAAUUUUAAACCCAAACCCAAACCUAAACCAAAAUCGAAUACAACAAAAACAGAUGGAAAUACUACAAAAUCUGAUACAAAUAAAACAGAUAAAGCAGAGAAGGAUAAAGAUACAAAAAUAGAAGUAGAGGAACCUAUAGAUAAAUCAACAGAAACAAAAGAUGAAACAAAAACAAAAGGUGAAGAAACAGAAACAAAAGAUGAAAAGACAAAAACAGAAUCUAAAGAAGAAAAUAUAGAAAAAUCAGAAAAAGAUAAAGAAGAAACAACAGAAAAAUCCAAACAUGAUCCAGGAGAAUUAUAACACAAGCUGAACCUAGGAUAUUUAAUUGACAUUUAAUUUGGACCACUUGAGCCAGUUUUCUGUGACCAUGAAUGUUCAAACAGACCAGCAGAAAAUCAUCAAAGUCUUUCAAUAUUGCUUCAUGUAAACGUCCAAACAGCCUAUAUUUUUAUGCUUAUGUUUCUUUAAUUUUCAUUUAUGUCAUGUUAUUAGUCAAGUUCUGAUUGUUCUUUUGACGAGUAGGUGAGGUUAAAGGAAUUCAGAUGUAUACAAUUUUCAAUUGAAUGUAAGACAUGAUUUAAAUAAAAUAAUCCUUACAAAACCUUUAAACUGUAAAUUUUAGAACACUUGUCUUCAAAGGAUUAUGCACCGAAAAAGGAUUAAUAUGUCAUAUGUUUCACCCAUUACCAAAACUUACUACAUAUCUAUCGGUAGUUUACGUAUUAGUUGAUAUACUGAUAUUUUAAACUGAUCAAGUCCUUAUAUCUUAAUAUGAUGAGAUGUCACCUUUGAUAUAACAUGAUAUUAUUUAUUUCUCUCCUGAAUAGUGCAGUAAUUAUGUUAUUGUAUUUUUUUCCGAAUAAGCAGAAGUUGGAGAAGUUGACUGUAAUUUAGGGUCCUAAAACUUUGGAAAUCCAUGGUUGGAUUUGUAAAACAUGUGAUUGGAUUAUAUAAAUGGCUUGAUAUGAAGCAAUCAUUUGGUUUUUUUUCUCAGAGAGCUUUGAAUUGAUUCAGAAUACAUGUACAGCAUUUAGUAAACAUUCAGAAAUCCAAUCAUGAAUGAGGUAUAUGUAUACAUAAGCAUUAGAACAUAUGGUUAACACUAUUUUUAUAUGUUUAUUGUAUGAAAUAUGUGUCAGUUAUGACAUUUGUUUGAUUUUACACAUUAUUUGUUACUUUUCCAGCUCCAUUUAUCCAGUAGAUUUAUAUUAUUUAAAUAGAACUGAAAAGCUAAAUAAUAUUUCAUUCAAGUGUUCUUUCAAUUUUUACAUUUAGGAGGUGUUUUCUUGGACCUUUCUUUUCAAUCUAUUUUGUCUACCUAGAUACUUAAUAGUUCUAUCAAUACUCCUUGUAACAAUUGUUUCUGCUAUAUUGUAAAGAUUUGUGUCUACGGUUCUGAUUGCAAUUGCAAUACAUAGGACUUUGAAGUCAUGUACAACAGCUUAUGAUCAUUGUUACCUAUUGCAUCUGCAGUACUGAUAGCUGGUAAAAGUGUGUGUAUUUAUUGUUCAAGAGUUCAAAAUCAUGGUUUUAACAGUAAUAUUGUUAGAUGCUACAAUUUUUUUCAUGGUAUAAAGUGCUUUUUUUUGUUAGCUGUUAAUAACCAUGUACUAAUGUUAUUUUAAGAGAUUUAUUAUCUUAAUAAUAUAAAAUUUAUAAAUAUUUCAAAGAAUUUAAUAUAUACAUCGUUAAUGGUGCAAAAGAAUUAAUAUUUAUUACACUGGAGUCAAUCAAGGAUAUAUUGCAAACUAUGUGAUAUACAGUGAUAUGUGGUGAGGAUUGUAUUUAUGUAAAUAAGAUGAAAAUUAAUUUUUAACUUGAAUUACAUUUGGGGGGGGGGAAGUAACAUUUGUAAUAUUCAUAUUGAUGUUUCUUAAAAUAACCAAAAGCUUAGUUCAAAAUAUCUUUCUGGAAAAAUCACUAGUAAGUUACGGCUUAUAAUUAAUUUUAGCCAUGAGAUUAAAUGUGGAAAAAAAGCACCAAAGUGUUAUUGAUUUGAAUUUAUUGAAUCUCUUAUGAGUAAUAAAUGGGUGAGAGAUAUCUAUUAUGUUUAUCACUCACUGUAUGAAUUAUCAGCAACUACUUAUCAUCAUGAGUAACAAAUAUUCAUAAGUUGAUUGAGAUGAUCAUUGUAUAUAUACAGUAUGUUUAUGAGAUUUUAAGGGUGUAAGUCAUGUGUGAAUGUAGUUUGAAAGGGACUCUCUAUCAUUCCAAUGUUACUGUACAGUUGGCAGUGUGGGUCAUGUCUGUUAAAAUUGUAUUUGACACUUUUUUUGCUGCUUGAUGUUUGGAAAUGAGAGAAUAAAUAAAUAUAAUGAUAAAAAUAUUUAUAAAAUUUGAGGGAAAUGUUCUGCAACAUAUUAUUCUGAAAUUUAGGUCCAAAAUCUGAAAAAAGAAAAUAUUAAUGUUUUGAUUUAGGCUCUGUACAAAUGUAAAAGGGGACAUCAUAUUGUUUUCCUCAUUGAAAAAGAUUUCACAUUAAAACCUUACAGUAACCAUACUUCAUAAUUUACCAAUGAUACACAAUAUAAGAUCAUUUACAAAAUCAUUCAGUGGUGUAGCUUUGUUUGUAUGCUAGAUCAUCGACAUCUUCUCAAUACUACUCUUAUAGAGAUAUCCUUUUAUUUUUCUUAUAAUUGGAAGCAGCAACUAACAUUUAUGCCUAGCUAUAUCACUGAUAAUACUACUCAGGUAGAGCCCAAGAAUAAACUGCCACCAUUAUUCAUUUGAUCUCUUUUCCUUUUAACCCUGGUAUCUUAAAAAUCAUCCACCCUAGCAAAGGGUUAUGAUUUUAUCCCCUGCCCUUCAAGAGGAGAGGAUUGUAACCCUUGGCUAGUGAAGAGGCUUAAAAUUGUGUGAAACAAAAAUGUGCUUUAUUUUCUCUUUAUUGUUGACCUUUUUUCCUGAUAUUUUGGGAAUAAAUUCAUUGUUGAUUAACCAUUCUUUGUUUGCAAAUGUUAAGUGUUGUGGAUAACAGCAUUGAUGUGUCCUGAUAUCACUACAAGUGAUACAGGCUUUCAGUAUUUAUUGUAAGAAUGCUAUUGUUAUGAUGUUGAAUGAAGGAGAGAUAUUUUUGAAUAAAUUAUUAUUUUGUUCA
Mytilus californianus (California mussel) is the source of this 5989-nucleotide messenger RNA. Its product is annotated as hypoxia up-regulated protein 1-like. The transcript is spliced from 26 exons. The coding region runs from base 115 to 3192 and encodes 1025 amino acids. Gene Ontology annotation, molecular function: ATP binding; ATP-dependent protein folding chaperone. Lineage: Eukaryota; Metazoa; Mollusca; Bivalvia; Mytilida; Mytilidae. Gene Ontology annotation, cellular component: endoplasmic reticulum chaperone complex. The record is from RefSeq and is a predicted model, not a curated record. Gene Ontology annotation, biological process: endoplasmic reticulum unfolded protein response; negative regulation of hypoxia-induced intrinsic apoptotic signaling pathway; cellular response to hypoxia.